Notodromas monacha is the source of this 849-nucleotide messenger RNA. The record is from the annotation of a GenBank genome assembly. NCBI's taxonomy places the organism in Eukaryota, Metazoa, Arthropoda, Ostracoda, Podocopida, Cyprididae.
AUGUCGAAUCGUGGUAAAGGCGGCAAGGUUAAGGGGAAGAGCAAGACCCGCAGCAACCGUGCGGGGCUUCAAUUCCCUGUUGGACGCAUCCAUAGGCUUUUGAGGAAAGGAAAUUACGCCGAACGCGUUGGUGCAGGAGCUCCAGUUUAUCUUGCAGCUGUUAUGGAGUACUUGGCAGCUGAGGUACUGGAAUUGGCUGGUAACGCUGCCAGAGACAACAAAAAAACCCGCAUCAUUCCAAGACAUCUUCAAUUGGCUAUCCGCAAUGACGAGGAAUUGAACAAGCUGCUUUGUGGGGUCACAAUUGCCCAAGGUGGUGUUCUGCCAAACAUACAGGCAGUCCUUUUGCCAAAGAAGACUGAGAAGCAGAAAGCGUUGGGCUUGGCUCUCCACCGUUGCCAUCACAUUGCACUACCGGAUCCGAGUUCCGCUGCUUAUAAAUACGCUGCUCUUCAACAAGUUGUCAUCAUUCCUACCAUGGCUCCCAAAGUUAGCGGUAAAGCUGUUAAGAAAGCCGGAAAGGCCCAGAAGAACAUCGCGAAGGGCGAUAAGAAGAAGAGGAAGAAACGUAAGGAGUCCUACGCAGUGUACAUCUACAAGGUUUUGAAGCAGGUUCAUCCUGACACUGGCAUUUCAAGCAAAGCCAUGUCCAUCAUGAAUUCCUUUGUGAAUGACAUUUUUGAAAGGAUUGCCAGCGAAUCUUCCCGCUUAGCCCAAUACAACAAGCGCUCAACUAUUUCCAGUCGGGAAAUUCAGACUGCAGUUCGACUUCUCCUUCCUGGUGAACUUGCAAAACAUGCAGUAUCUGAAGGUACCAAGGCUGUCACCAAGUAUACCAGCAGCAAGUGA